AUUAAUUGGAGCAGUUUUGGGGUUUGUGGUUUCUUCCGGAAUCAACCAACGUGAGCUCCUUCUGUUUCCGUUUCAGGGAGAAGAGCGGUGGUGUGAUUUCAAGGGACUUUCUUUACCGGACAAAAUGCAGGACCCGAACGAAGACACCGAGUGGAAUGAUAUCCUGAGGAAGAAAGGCAUCCUUCCUCCAAAAGAGACUCCUAAAGAUGACGAAGAGGAGGAAGUCGCCCUUCAGCAGCAGCAGUCUGUUGUGAAAACCUACGAGAGCAUGACGCUGGAAGAACUGGAGGAGAAUGAGGACGAGUUCGGUGAAGACGACGAGGCCGCCAUUGAGAUGUACAAACAGAAACGUCUGGCCGAGUGGAAGGCAGCCCAGAUGAAGAACGUGUUCGGAGAGUUGGGUGAAAUCUCCGGGCAGGAUUACGUGAAGGAGGUCAACAAGGCUGGAGAGGGGAUCUGGGUGGUGCUGCACCUCUACAAGCAGGGCAUCCCUCUGUGCACCCUCAUCAACCAGCACCUGAGCGGCCUGGCCAGGAAAUUCCCUCAGACCAAGUUCCUCCGAUCCAUCUCCACCACCUGCAUCCCCAACUACCCCGACCGCAACCUGCCCACCAUCUUUGUUUACUUCGAGGGAGAGAUGAAGGCCCAGUUCAUCGGCCCGCUCGUUUUCGGAGGCAUGAACCUCAAGGUCGAAGAGCUGGAGUGGCGGUUAUCGGAAACCGGCGCAGUGAAGACCGACCUGGAAGAAAACCCCAGGAAACAAAUCGAAGACACGCUGAUGUCGUCGAUCAGAAGUUCGCUUCCGACGCGGAAGGACAGCGGCUCUGAGGACGAGGACGAUUAAAGAAACACCAAAACAAAAAACACUCCCAACCGAGGAAAACGCCUUUGGAGACAGAACAUUAAAGAACCGAGCAGGACCUCCUUUAUCAUAUAUAAUCUUCUUUUUUUAUUUCUACAGAGCUCAGUCCUGCUUAAAGGCACAUAGGCAGGCCACUCUGCUGGAACAACACACCUUUGUUUUGUUUUUUUUGUAACCUUACACAACCAUUGGACAUAAAUUUUAACUGUGUUUUUUAUUAUUACAUGGUAAUUAUGUCACAAAAUGUACAUAUACAUUUCAUCCUCUUUUAAUUAGACGUUCCCUCUUUUUGCCACAUUUAGUUUCCAAAGUUCUCUUUUGAAAUAAAAAAAAGUCACUGCUGA
Xiphophorus hellerii (green swordtail) is the source of this 1206-nucleotide messenger RNA. It is a transcript of the gene pdcl3, whose product is annotated as phosducin-like 3. The record is from RefSeq and is a predicted model, not a curated record. Gene Ontology annotation, molecular function: vascular endothelial growth factor receptor 2 binding; protein folding chaperone. Gene Ontology annotation, biological process: positive regulation of gene expression; angiogenesis; protein folding. Gene Ontology annotation, cellular component: cytoplasm. Bases 125 to 844 code for a protein of 239 amino acids. The transcript is spliced from 6 exons. NCBI's taxonomy places the organism in Eukaryota, Metazoa, Chordata, Actinopteri, Cyprinodontiformes, Poeciliidae.